Molecule: messenger RNA, 1190 nt
Organism: Aspergillus saccharolyticus JOP 1030-1
Lineage: Eukaryota; Fungi; Ascomycota; Eurotiomycetes; Eurotiales; Aspergillaceae
Exons: 3
Coding region: 1-1119 (372 amino acids)
Source: RefSeq, a predicted model, not a curated record
AUGCAGUGGAAAGUCGUCCUCUUUGUGCAUCGAUGGCGUCUAUGGAAGAGGCUACAUCAAACUGUGCGAGCCAUAGCCACCAGAGAUGAGCAUUUGAACAUCAGAGAUGAGUUGCAGCUGACACAAGGUGAAGAGACAAACAGACAGCAGAAGAAGACGGAGAUGGUUUUGCUCCAGAAUCAACAGUUGUGCCAAGAGCUGGCAACGCAUCGGAGACAGGGUAGAGAUCACGCGGAAAAGAUUCGACGACUCAGUCAACAGCUCUGCCAGGCGCAUGAUGCCCACAGAACCUUGAAAAGACAGCAGAUGGUAGACCGAGAGAGGAUCGAACAGCAGGACCGUCUUCUGAGGCAGGCGCGCGAGGAAGCAACAGCUAAUGAUGAGCGUCAUCAGGAAGAGCUCAAUAGGCUCUAUGACAAGCUCAAAGCACUGCAGACGGGACCUUACAGCUGGGUCAAAUCUAACUUCAGAGACGUGGCAAAACUGGUGUCGUCGAAUGGACAGACUGGCUUUCCGCACAGUUCCUCUCAGCGACGGGCCUGUAUCCACUUCACUAUUGCGAGCUUCAUCCAUGCGUGCAUUUUCGUGCCACAUCAGUUUGGCAUAGAAACCAUCCAAGCUGAUCAGUUUCUCGCCGGAGUCGAGGCCAAUGUUCGACAAAACUGUUCCGAGGCAACACACAACACCUGGAGGAUGGCUACCAGCAUCGCAAUAGAGGCAGGCUCGAGAGGCCACUGUGAAAAGGCGAUGAACCUCAUUGUCGGCCAGGUCAAUGCUCAAUUCAGCACCUUUUCCUCCACCAACGAUGAAACAAGGACAUGCCAGCUCGUCAACCUGUUGCGGAAAUGUGUGGGAUUCAAGAUAGCUCUGAGCCGGCUAAAGCAAACAUUUGUCUUUCACUGCAGUCCCAUGGGGACCAGAUACUCUCAACAGUCUAUGGUUUUUGGAGGGGGUGACGGAGAGACGACCGGGGUGGUGAGAUGGUCUCUGUGGCCAGCAAUCAUGAAGCAGGUUGACGAAGGCAGUGAAGUGUUGGAGCCCGAGCUGGUCUGGACAAUGGGUGAUGGUGAGAGGCCUCACUCGGACUUUCGGAACAAUCAUGAGGUGAUUGAGGGAUAACGGGGCAAUAUCGAUUCGCUGUGCCCACUGUCAACAGACAGAUGGUAUUCUGGGGGAAGCAUUGAUCUGGG